GAGCGAAAGUCGGUGAAGUGAUGUCCGUCCAUCAACUGGUCUCGACGAUGUUGAAACUUACCGUCCAUGUAUUCGGGACAGAGGAGCAGUGUGCACCAUAACAUUACUACUUAGGUAUCCGUAUCAUCUUACGGAGUAUUACACUGAGUGUAACCAUUCGCACUGCCCGGCCCACUCGAAUCGGCCAGUCGCCAGUGAUAGUGCAUUUCGCCAAGGGCUUCCCCAGAAAGUAACCCCUUGCAAGGGUCGAGACCAGGAAAUCAACUUUCAGUUAUUCUAGUCUAUGAACUUCCGCUCAUCUUGCCGUUGGACGCAAAGCAAGCUUUCUAUUCUGACGUUCUCUUUAGACACAUAUUCUUUUCUUCCGGGUAGUUCGGCUUCGACAGUCCCCUUUGCUGCAACAUAACGAGCUUAUUGACGAUAACUAUUAUCGGCUCCUGCUUGGGUGCGACCGCGUCCGAAACAGAGUCCCGGUUACCCAUACGCUUACCACAAUGAGGCUUCGAAAUCGGAAGUCGCCGCUCCUUCUCCUCCUCCUCCCUUCACUUGCGGUCGCCGCCGCAGUGGCCGACAGGCGAUUGGACAGAGAUUCGCUCGCACUCUCAGAGAGUGCAUCGCCCGCAAAGCGAGUUGGUACCAAAGAUGCGCCGGUCGAUGGAAAAGACGGCAAGCCACACGCCGGUCCCUUCGUGGAGCUUGACACGAGCUCGGAAUCGGCAAAGGACCUGCCCACUUUGAAAGACCGCCCCGCGGACCCGUUGGUGGUAGACGGAAAGAGGAUACCAGAAAGCCAUGACGGGGUGAUGGACGACAAGAACCGGCCAGGGCCCAGAAAGGGUACUACUGGAACCGAAGGAGGUGUGAGUGAAAAGUCGAAAGACCGGCAAUUGAGGGAAAAGCAGACGGGCGAGAAGGUCGAAAACACGCCGCCGACUCCCAAAGAACCGCCUCCGCUGCCGCAUUCGGACCAUGAGAGGAUAGAGGCCGAUAGUGAAGCAAGCCACGGUGACAAGGCGGCGAGUGAUAUUUCCGGGCUUGAGAAGCCGGCCGAUCUGCCCGACAAGACUCACGACAAAUCUCUACCCCUUCCAGACUCUGUCGCGAACAUCGAUCAUCUGGAUGUCUCCAAGGGCGGACAGCCGGCGAAGAGCGCAGGAGUUGCCGAUGAAGACAAUGAAGGCCUCAUCCGACCUUUCCACUCAUUCAUCCUCUCGCUCACGAUGAUCAUCUUCUCCGAGAUUGGCGAUAAGACUUUCCUGGUUGCCGCGCUCAUGGCGAUGAAGCAUGACCGCCUGGUGGUGUUCACGGCUGCCUUCAGCGCCUUGAUCACCAUGACCGUCCUCUCGGCCGUCCUGGGACAUGCGGUGCCUACUCUGAUUCCGAAGCGUGUGACAACCUUCCUUGCUGCCGUUCUGUUUAUGGUAUUUGGGUCCCGCCUGCUCCGCGAAGGACUCGCCAUGAGCCCCGACGAGGGCGUGUCCGCCGAGAUGCAGGAGGUGGAGCAGGAGUUGGAGGAGAAGGAAAACCUUGCGAGAAAAGAGGGCCGGAUGGGCUCGGAGGUCUCGCCGUAUGCCCUGGAAAUGGGACUCGGCAAUCGCAAGCCCCGGUCCAAGUCUCGCUUCCCGACGCCGCCGAGGAGCCCCUCGAGCUCCCCCGAAGGGCGGAGUCCGUCGUCGCGUCCUGGAGUCCUUGUAGGGUUCCUUUCGGGACUCAACAAUCUCCUUUCGCUGCUUCUCAGCCCUGCGUGGGUUCAGACCUUUGUCAUGACCUUUCUGGGAGAGUGGGGAGACCGCAGCCAGAUCGCGACUAUUGCGAUGGCCGCCGGUCAGGAUUACUGGUGGGUGACGCUGGGCGCCGUUCUAGGUCACGGCUGCUGCACAGGAGUUGCUGUCAUUGGAGGUAGGGCCAUUGCGGGCAAAGUGAGCCUGAAAGUCGUCACGGUCGGCGGAGCGGUUGCGUUCCUCUUCUUUGGGUUUAUCUACUUGUUUGAGGCGUUCUACUCAUAGACGGAUAACACUGGGCCUUUGGCAAGACUCGACCGUGCCAGAUGCUCGACCUAACUGGAUCACGGUAGCUAUACUUUCACGGCUUAUGUUGUAAUUCCUCGUGUGUACGCCAUACGAGACUGUUUUCAUUUCCAGCUCAGCAGUAUGCGGCACGGGUCAACUGCACAGAAGCCCGCCAACCUGCGGCUCGCAUAUACGUCUGCGAGUAUGUACUAUGCUAAAGGGACGAUAUAACGGACGGGGACAGUAUUAAUGUGGCGUGGGGUGAUUCCUACAAGAGAUGGUUGGCUGCAGGUUAAACGAAAAGAACAGGGCGGGUGGGGGAUUGGCAAUACCGUCUUGUAGAGGGGAAUGCUAAGGUGUGUUGGAUUGAGCUCAACAAGUUCUCCCAAGCAAUAGAGGGGGAUCAAGUU
Molecule: messenger RNA, 2419 nt
Organism: Chaetomium strumarium
Lineage: Eukaryota; Fungi; Ascomycota; Sordariomycetes; Sordariales; Chaetomiaceae
Exons: 3
Coding region: 495-2006 (503 amino acids)
Biological process (GO): Golgi calcium ion homeostasis; Golgi calcium ion transport; calcium ion transmembrane transport
Cellular component (GO): fungal-type vacuole membrane; Golgi apparatus
Molecular function (GO): manganese ion transmembrane transporter activity; calcium ion transmembrane transporter activity
Source: RefSeq, a predicted model, not a curated record